Jaculus jaculus (lesser Egyptian jerboa) is the source of this 1775-nucleotide messenger RNA. RefSeq names its product ankyrin repeat domain 16 (gene Ankrd16). The coding region runs from base 785 to 1534 and encodes 249 amino acids. The record is from RefSeq and is a predicted model, not a curated record. The transcript has 7 exons. Lineage: Eukaryota; Metazoa; Chordata; Mammalia; Rodentia; Dipodidae. Gene Ontology annotation, molecular function: protein binding.
UGGACAUCGAAGCCACCAACCGAGACUACAAGCGUCCUCUGCACGAGGCGGCCUCCAUGGGCCACGGGGACUGCGUGCGUUACCUGCUGGGCCGAGGAGCUGUCGUGGACUGCCUGAAGAAGGCGGACUGGUAGGUAGCUGGCCGGGGUGCACCGAGCACCCCGCAUCCCGGCUCCCGCCAGAAGCCUGUGCUCUGCUGGGCUCUCCCACACCACGGCUCAACUCUGAGCUCUCAUCCCAAACUCUUGCUAAUCAGGGUGUCUCGAGCAACCAGCACUCCCUUAUAAUACUGAAAUCGUCUAUUCACACUCUUCGCACUCAAGAGCUCAGUAUUUGCAUGACCAAGUAUUCCUCUGCCCAGUCUCUACCUACUCCGGGCCUACCCCCGAGGCAGCUCACCUGGAAUGACACUUGGUCUUGGUCUGCAAGCACAGUUCCCUGAUGAAUGGCUGUAAUCUGUGCUGCUCAGGAUUCCUGUGGCAGGUAUAUCCAACACUGCUGUGCCAAGUGACAGCUAGCAUCUGGAACUCCUGGCUUUUUAUGUGGUCGUGGCCCAAUUCUCAUGCUGAUAGCCACCUUGGGGCUAGCUGCUUCGGCUUUAUUUUCCAACUGCCCACGCUGAGCUCCUAAGACCAGACAGUCGCUUCUAAGACAGUAGGUCUUCACCACAGGCAGAUGGUUUGACAAUCAAAGCUGUUGCCUGCUAGGUAUUUUCCCUCUAUGCCAAGGAUGUGCAUUUCCUGAAGUCCUGCUUCUUGUCUCUAAUGCCUCAGCUGCUCCCCAUAUGAUAGCCUGUCCUGAUGCCCUUAGGACUCCUCUGAUGAUGGCUUGCACAAGGAAGAACCUUGAGGUGAUCCAGGACCUUGUAGAUCAUGGUGCUAAUCCACUCCUGAAGAACAAAGACGGCUGGAACAGUUUUCACAUUGCCAGUCGAGAGGGCGACCCUGCGGUCCUCCAGUACUUGCUCACCGCUUGCCCGGAUGCCUGGAAGACAGAGAGCAACAUUAAAAGGACUCCUCUGCACACUGCAGCAAUGCAUGGCUGUUUAGAAGCAGUAAAGGUGCUUCUUAAAAGGUGUCAGUAUGAGCCAGACUGUAAAGACAGAUGUGGCGUCACCCCCUUCAUGGAUGCAAUUCAGUGCGGCCAUGUUGACAUAGCCAGACUGCUCCUCGAAAAACAUGAGGCUUGUGCUUCGGCCGAGGACAGCCUGGGCGCGCAGGCUCUGCACAGGGCAGCAGUCACUGGCCAGGACGAAGCCAUCAAGUUCUUGGUGUGUGACCUCGGCAUUGAUGUAGACGUGAGAACCAGGUCAGCUCAGCUCACAGCGCUGCACUGUGCGGCAAAGGAAGGACAUACAGACACAGUGAAGACGCUCUUAGCCUUGGGCGCCAACGUGGACUCUAAAGAUGAAAGAGGUCGAUCAGCCCUGCAUCUGGCCUGGGCAGGUCAGCAUGAGGCUUGUGCCGCGUUUCUCCUGCAGUCCGGGCUGAUGGAUUCCAAAGACUUAACGGAGACCCUGGCCAGCAGUUCAUAAAGAGCAGACAUCCUUCAGGACUUUGGCCGCAGCGACGUCUUAAGGAUGUCUACAGAAGGAGGCUGUGAACUACAUAAUAACUUAUACCCUGCUUUUGAAACCACUAACCGGUUUGAAGGAGCUACUUGGUGGCAGGUGUUUCCGUCUCUUGUGGUCCCUCCUGCACAUUCCUCUUCUGCUGUGCGCUUCCCAGACAACCAUCUCAAGCUGUGAAAAUACAUUCAGUGCAGCUUUAAAAGUC